Microdochium trichocladiopsis is the source of this 3596-nucleotide messenger RNA. RefSeq names its product centaurin beta. Bases 137 to 3409 code for a protein of 1090 amino acids. The transcript is spliced from 5 exons. The record is from RefSeq and is a predicted model, not a curated record. Lineage: Eukaryota; Fungi; Ascomycota; Sordariomycetes; Xylariales; Microdochiaceae. Gene Ontology annotation, molecular function: GTPase activator activity; protein binding. Gene Ontology annotation, biological process: intra-Golgi vesicle-mediated transport. Gene Ontology annotation, cellular component: cytoplasm; trans-Golgi network; endosome.
UCCGAAAUAUCCUCACCGUCUAUUACAAAUACGACUGAUGAACCGCCCGAACCUUGGUGCGCGACCUUGCUACAAUGGGUAAUGUCAGCAGCAGGCCUGACGAUGGCUCUGCCCUCUGUCUUAGGGACCCAAACCGAUGUCCGUACUGUCAACUCUUCCCUAUUCAUUGUGGCCGUGUCGCUUACAGGCUCUUGUAGUGUCAAUUUCGUCCUUGGUGAUUACCAGCCCGAGGAAGCGCACUUCAAUCACAGUAUUCCCCAACGCGUUCCCCCCCACUCGUGUGUCUGCCUCGAGGCCAGUCGGAGAUGCUUCGCCGGUGGAAUUCGUUCAGGAUCCCGAUCCGGCAGCCACUCCAAGCUUCCUGCUGAAGCUGAGCAGCGACGACGAACUCGUCUUCACGUUCACAUUUGCCGUCCGGCAAGAUGCCGCGGGCGGCGAUACAUUAAUCAACGGAUUGACUUACGUGUAUGCUUCCAACCAUCGAGAAGUUGACAACCUCGUGACGAGAGAAUUCCACGCCGAUCCGAAUCUACACAAGAACUCGAAUGUCGAGCUCGUCGGAGAUUACAGCACAGGCGGCAGCCCAUCAGUAACAUUUGACUGGUCGUGGAAAUGGAAACCACCAAAAGCUACAGAAGAUAGAGGAAACGGCUGGAGAAACUCUUGCAGCUUUGUCGAGUAUGAUCAGAGAGGCCACCGACUAGUCACAUUGGCGAGCUUCUCCUUCUGGGUUACUGGAAAUGGGGGCUAUAUCAGCCAACCCAACUCGCCUUCGCCUGUCUUUCAACUUGCAGUGCCCCCCAAGAUACGAGUUGCGUCGGCGCAAUCAGUCGAAUCCCGCAUCAGCGAGAUCGAAGAGCCUGCGUCCCCGUUGAUGCCUCCUUCAGAGGCCUCCCCCUCGUUGCCAAUAGGCUUGCAAUCGCAGAGAGAGUCUGUAAAGGUGGACAUAUCAUGCCCUCGUCCAGCUGAAGACAUGAACUUGAGUGACGAUGGACCCGUCUUUCGUGCGACGAUGAAAGCUCUUGAGCAGAAGACAGGGAACAUGAGGACCCAUAUGAAGAAGGUCUUGAAGAAGGCGGAACAGGCCCAGACUGCACAGAAUGAGGCGAACGACGCCUUUGUCAGUUUCAUCGAUGCUCUUCGGGAAGCUUCCGCGACCAACGCCAACGCAGUACGACCAGCGCUUGAGCAUUAUUUCGACAAAAUCGCACGCGAAAUACUAGCCUAUGAACGACAAAACACAAUCAAUAUGCAAAAGAUCAUCAUUGAUCCCAUCAGCAAGUUAUACGUAUACGACAUCAAACAGGCGGAGGCAAAAAAGCGCGAUUUCGAGGAAGAAAGCAAGGAGUACUAUGCCUACGUCUCACGCUAUCUAGGACAGCGGACCGACCCGGUAAAGACCAAGAAAAUAGCGGACAGCGACUCAAAGUACCAGAACAAACGGCGAAACUUCGAACUGAAACGCUUCGACUACUCGUCAUUCAUGCAAGAUCUGCACGGGGGUCGCAAGGAGCAAGAAGUCCUCUCACAUCUCACAAAAUAUGCCAACACACAAGCGCAAUGCUUCCUCCGUGCAGCAAAGAAAGUCGAUGAACUCCUGCCACAGCUGGAAGCACUGUCCUCUGAGGUGACAGAAGCUGACAAAGAGUUUCAAUACCAAAGGCGAGAAAGAGAGGAGAAGAGGCGUGUGCUCGAGAAGAGCAACGGUACGCAGAAUGAUGGCGAGUCCACAAUGCAGGGCUCCAACCCAAUACCGGUGCCGUCACCGAAUGGCCACCAAACAAACUCGGAACCCGAGCUUGGUCGCGCAGAUAGUACUGGUUCCCAGUUGCGGGGCGUGAGCUCAAGCAACUCCGGCUCAAUGGCAGCUGCGGGUAUUGAGCUUUCGAGAUCACCAGGAAGCGUUGGACAGAGUACUAGUCCUGCUGCCACCUCCAAGUUCAGAGGCAUCCGGGAUCUUGAGGAAAGAGACAUGUCGCAGUUGACGCUCGUGGACAAGACAUCGUCGCAUCGCAAAGAAGGCCUUCUGUGGGCUCUCAAUCGCCCUGGCGCGCACGUCGAUCCUCUGUCUCUCAACAAACAGGGUUGGCACAAGUUCUGGGUCGUGCUUGAUGGCGGCCGGCUCUCCGAAUACAGCAAUUGGAAGCAGAAAUUAGACUUGCACAUGGAGCCCAUCGAUCUGCGCAUGGCCUCCGUCCGCGAGGCCAGGAAUGCCGAGCGUAGAUUUUGUUUUGAGGUGAUCACUCCUCAGUUCAAGAGGGUAUAUCAAGCCACAACCGAUGAUGACAUGGCCAAUUGGAUCCUGUCCAUCAACAACGCACUUCAGAGUGCUGUAGAACGUGGUCUCAAGGAAAAGCCUUCCACGCCAUCCAGCGGUAGCUCGUCGAGUCUCAAGAGGGACAUCGGGUCGAUUCUCACAGGCAAGAGUAUCUCGCUGAAUCAUGGACAGCACGGAGGUCACUCCUCGGCACCUGCCUACGCUUCUCGUCGUACCACGGUUGGCGCUAAGCCGGCUGGCAUGCGGCCACCAAGCAACAGCUAUGAUGAAAACCCCGAUAAGCUGUUACAAAUGCUACGCGACAACGACCAGGGCAACUGCUGGUGUGCAGACUGUGGCAGCUCAUCGAAAGUAGAAUGGGUCUCGAUCAAUCUAGCGAUAAUCCUCUGCAUCGAGUGCAGUGGUAUCCACAGGUCUCUCGGAACACACAUCAGCAAGGUCCGGUCUCUCACACUGGAUAUCACUUCCUUCACGGCCGAUAUCAUCGAGUUGUUGCUCCUAGUCGGUAACAGAGUUUCCAACAUGAUCUGGGAGGCGAAGUUGGAUGCCGAUAUCAAGCCUGGGCCCCAAGCUUCGCGUGAGCAGCGCCUCAAGUUCAUCACGGCGAAAUAUGUGGAUCGCGCCUUUGUUGAGCCCAUCUCGACGACGCUUUCUCGAUAUCCUAGUCCCGACGAGACCCUCCUGGCAGCCAUUAAGCGCAACGAGAUACAGCAGGUCAUCUACGCACUAGCUCUCAAGGCCAAUCCAAACGUGCUUGACAAGGUGCGCGGCACACAUCCCGUUUAUCUCGCACUUGCAGCAGCAGAUCCGGCCUCGCCCUCACCAAGUACCGCAAACUCCACUCCGGCAACACCAGAAAAGACCGUGCCGUUCCCGAUUGCAGAAAUGCUGCUGCAAAAUGGUGCUGAGCUCCCGGCAACUCUGCCAGCGUUCCCUUUGAGUCGAAGCGCGCAAGCGUUUGUAGAGCAGAAACGCGGCCGUGUAGCCGCAGUGGACGCGAUGGGGAGCUCAGUUACCACCACGCUGAGUCCCAGCGCCAGUGAGCGCCAACCCUCUCGUGACAAGGACCGUCUACAGAAACGUAUUAGUGCCGGGGGCAGGCUAGCGAGGUCGCCAAUCGCCGAGCGGUAGAUACGCCGGAGAUCGACGUCCUCGACUAUAUCCUCGACUGCGUCCUCCCCAUCCUCAGUUCAGACGCCGCCACAAAGACUAGUGCGGCGGAACUCGACAUACACUAGCUAGCAGCUACCCAUCAUGCCAGCUACCUCUGGUCGUUGGUGGAGAAGGACAGAUCGGCUCCUGUCGAGGACAGACUGGC